Molecule: messenger RNA, 2547 nt
Organism: Chlamydomonas reinhardtii
Lineage: Eukaryota; Viridiplantae; Chlorophyta; Chlorophyceae; Chlamydomonadales; Chlamydomonadaceae
Exons: 12
Coding region: 173-1930 (585 amino acids)
Source: RefSeq, a predicted model, not a curated record
CCCAACUUCGGGGUCAGAGUGACGCUCUACGUGGAUAUUACCGGUGAUUCAGCAUUUUGUCAAACCUCAAACCCCAAGCUGUUGUGCGCUGUUUCGCAGGACACACAAGUCGGAUUGCCCUACGAGACCCAGCGGCCCGUGUGCGUACUUGCAAAUCCAUCCACCAACAGAAAUGCUCAUUAGCGCAAUGCAGCUGGCGCGGCUGCCUCCUGCCCCGACCAGCCGGCGCCAAGCAGCGGCAGCCCGCAGUGCCGGGCCUCGCAGCCGCGUGGCCCUUUCGCGCGCUGUCGCCAGUGCAGCUGGAAGCAGUGAUGGCUUCAACGGCAGUUCCAGCGGCAGCAGCAGCAGCAGCGACCCAGCGGCACGCGGCCGGCGGCAGGGUCGCGGCAGCACCCAGCAGCCGCGGCCGGCAGCAACGGCGGCCGCGAAGACCUCCGGCACCACCAGCACCCACACCAGCACCAGCACCCGGAGCAAUGACACCACUGCACCUUCCACCGCCACUGCCACCGGCAGCAGCUCCGCCGCCCCCCUGACGUUUAGCUCCACCUCCACCUACGCCCAAGCGGCGGCGUCCUCUGCCGCCAAGGCGGCGGCACAGAUCAGCGCUGUCAACCGCUCCACCGAGGUGGCUGUGUGGAUCUCGGACCGCCCUCUGCGCCGCCUGCCCGCCUCCCUCGCCGACCCCCACCAGCUGGAGGCGGCGGCGCGGCGGCUGCUGCCCGGGUACGGCGGCGCCAGGAGCAGCAGCGCCCCGGAGGCUCAUGCCCGGGAAGUGGGGGAGGUACUGGCGGCUGACGGCCUGCCGGUUGACUUCAGCGCCGCUGAGCGGGCCUUCCUGCGGCUGCUGGCGGCGCCGGAUCUGGACGGCCGGGUGGCGCGCUUCGAGGCGGGCGCGGCGGAGGACGUGCAGGUGCUGGAGCGGGCGGCGGCGGCGGCGGCGGCCCGCGCGUACGGCGCACUGGGCGGUGACGGCUCGCUCCAGGCCGCCGCCUGUCACACCUUCCUGCAGCGCCUGCUGUACCGCAUGAACCGCCUCAACCACUUCUGGUAUGACGACCUGCGGCUGUACGACAACGAGCGCUCUGCCGUGCUGGCGGCGCUGCGGGAGCGCGUGGAGGGCGCCUGGCAGCGCUGGGAGGCGGCGGGCGGUGAGGCGGGGGCGGGCGGCGGCAUCGGCGUGAGCCCGGAGGCAUACAAGGGCAUGAGUGAGGAAGAGCUGAUCGCGGGCGUGCGGGCUCGUGCCGCCGUGGAUGUGGACCCCCCGCCCAGCCCCGCCGCCACGUACGUGCGCGACCACAUGGGGCUGCAGGGGUACAAGCACCUGCUGGCAGUGGGCUCCCUGGAUGGCCUGGUUGAGGCCAGCCGCCAGUCGCGGGUGUGCGCGGGCGCUGCCAACGAGGUGGCGGCCACCGUGUUCAAGGUGCUCAUGGAGGAGUACGGCGGCGGCAAGCUGUCCCGCAAGCACUCGACCUUCUACGCCUCCAUGAUGAGUCAGCUGGGUCUGGACACACGCCUGGAGGCCUACUUCGACCUGCUGCCAUGGCAGUGGCUGGCGGGCGCCAACCACAACUUCCUGCUGACGGAGCGGCGCCGCCACUACCUGCGCUACUGCGGCGGCCUGACCUACUUCGAGGUGAACGGUCCCUCGGUGUACCGGACCUACUGCGCCGCCGCCCAGCGCCUGGGCCUGCCCGCCACUGGCUGGGGGUAUUGGGAGCUGCAUGUGCGAGAGGACGAGCGGCACGGGCGCCAGAUGGUGGAGGAGGUGGCGGUGCCGCUCAUUGCCAGGUACGGCGCUGCUGACGGGUGGGAGGUGCUGUGGGGCUACGACCAGGAGGUGGCCAUGAGCGGCCGGGCGGCGGCGGCGCUGGUGGCAGACAUACGGGCGGCGGCAGCAGAGGAGCAGGGCGUGGAGGGGCAGCAGUGAGGAGAAGGAACGUAGCGGAUGAGCGGUAGCAGCAGUGAGGAGGGAUGACCGUGGCAAACCGCAGGAGGGGCACAUUUUGUGGGUUCUAGCGGGGAGAGGGAAUGGAGUGCGGUGCAAACAGGAUGGCAUGAUCUGGACCUUCGUUGCCAUCGUCGUCCUUAGAGACACGGACGUGUGUGAUCAGGAUUGUUAGCGUGAACAAGGUGGUACGCCUUCCACGGAGCUUGAAACUGCAGCUGAGGCGUUCUGAGGUGCGUUCCUUGAAGAGUUCUUAUCCUUGCUACAAAAGUGAAACGCAAGGCGCGCAGUCCUGGACUUGGUCUCAGCCGGUAAGCGUUGAACGCGUUGAUGUUGUGUUGGCACGUGCAGCGGGCUCUUGCUCAGGUGGUAAGGGGUGCGACGGGCUUGCUGGCGGACGGGCGGGAGUAUACUUUCGGAGUUUUUGUGUGUGUGAUAAGCUGGCAAGCAAGGGGUCCCUGGCCUGCCUUUGAAGAAGGGUGCCACAGACAGAACAGUUAAAACACGUGGGAUUCGUACGGUUUCCACUUGUCAACACAUUGUGCUCAGAACCUGUGAUGCAUCGUGCAGCUGAGACUGAAUCUGACAGUCUGGCUCGA